Molecule: messenger RNA, 1883 nt
Organism: Botrytis cinerea B05.10
Lineage: Eukaryota; Fungi; Ascomycota; Leotiomycetes; Helotiales; Sclerotiniaceae
Exons: 3
Coding region: 837-1571 (244 amino acids)
Biological process (GO): cellular response to oxidative stress; cellular response to carbon dioxide; carbon utilization
Cellular component (GO): cytoplasm
Molecular function (GO): carbonate dehydratase activity; zinc ion binding
Source: RefSeq, a predicted model, not a curated record
GAGAGUUUCAUUAGUUCGAAUCUUAUUAUUUGGGUGCAUGCUGUGUAGAAACGAUCGGUCCCAGAUAUCAUACACACAUUAUCUGCAAGAUACCCCAGUUGUUGUUGUCUAUAUAACUACUGUCUGUACCAGACACGACAGAGAAAAACCAUCAUCCUCUCUCGAGAAGAUUUCUUCAGUCCAGCCUUCAAAUUCCCACACCACCCACAUCAACAUCCACAUCACAUCACAUCACAUCACACCAAGUUCCCUCCCACGAACUGAAUUGAGUAAUUCCAAUUGGCCAACUCUUAUCGAACAAAGCACAAUCCCUUAUCGUGCCCGUCCAAGAGUCCUGGCUUCCUGGCUCCCUGGCUCCUUGGUACGUAUUGACUGGCUGGCUGACUGGCUGGCUCACUUGCGUCUCGUUCUCUUUCUCUGCAUUCGAAUCUUGUUAUAUUAUAUUAUUAGUCUUCUCUCUAAUUGCACUAGCUCCGCCAAGUUUCCGAGUUUGAACGUGCUGAAGUCUCCAUUUCACUCAAUUCGGCCCCUCAACACUUUUUGCAGAAAACCAAACGUGCUAAGAUCGGCCCCGUCCAAAACUUAUUACUCAUAUAUUCUGCUCUCCAUAUUUCAAUCUAUCUCGUCGUAAAACCCUACGCAACACAAUCGCAACGAGUCCCUACAUACCUCCUAUUCUGGAUACCUACGAUUUCUAAAUACGGCACUUGAAGAUUACGAAGGUUAGGAGAUUUUCUAUAAGAGCACCGCAGAGUCUUUGUGGAAUUGAGAAGAAGGAAGAAGGAAGAAUUUCAAUUGAUAGGAACGAAGUCUGAGAAAUUGUUACAAGAAUUAUAAUGGGCUCUGAAACUCCCUUCGAUUAUGCCUUGAGCUCCAACGCCGCGUGGGCAGGCUAUAAAAGCCAUCAAAACCCCAAAUUCUUCCCUACCAUGGCCCAAGGCCAAACUCCUAGCAUCCUCUGGCUCGGCUGCUCCGACUCCCGUGUCCCCGAAACCACCGUUCUCGGCCUCCAACCUGGUGAUGUUUUCGUCCAUCGUAAUAUCGCCAACAUUGUCUCUCCUACCGAUAUCAAUUCCUCGGCCGUCAUCGAAUAUGCCGUUGCGCACCUGAAAGUAUCGCAUAUCGUUCUAUGCGGGCACACUUGCUGCGGUGGUGCAGCUGCUGCGUUGGGAGGUGCAAGGGUAGGUGGAGUUUUGGAUACUUGGCUUGCGCCGCUCAAGGCAUUGAGCAAAUUGAACGAGAAGGAAUUAAAGGGAAUUAAAGAAGAUUCCGCAAGGGCGGUCCGUCUGGCGGAGUUGAAUGUUGCGAAAGGAGUCGAGGUGCUUAUGGGCAAUGUGGUUGUGGAAGAGGCGGUCCGCGAGAGGGGAUUGAAGGUUCAUGGUGUUGUGUAUGAUAUUGCCUGUGGAAAGAUUCGGGAUUUGGGAGUAGGAAAUUGCAAUGAUGAGGAGGAAGAAGAAGAUGUUGCCGGAACAGAUGGAGCCGCGGAGUCGAAAGGAGCAAAGGAGUUAGUGCAAGGUGCGCAUGGAAUGCUGGUUUUUGGAAAGGGGGGAGCAACGCUCAGUACUGCGUAAUGGGGACGAUACGUAUGGAUAGAUGAGUUUUGGAUAUGCACACAUGCAUGUUAUACUGUGUAGUAAGGAAGGGAAAGGAAGACGGCAAUAGGGAGUUUGAAAGGCAAGGUGGGUUUUUGUUUAAAUCGAGCAAAGGUGAAAGGAGAGUCGUUUGGCAAUUAGAUGGAUUAGAAAGUCGAAAACAAUGACAUUUAAUAAAUUAUCAAAAAAAUUCAUAAUACGGAAUGGUCAUCGCAUAGGUUCAUGUGCUGGAGGACCAGACUUCGCUGUAGAUAUCCAUGGCAGAUAGAUACGAGUACUGUUAUUGGUGUA